Molecule: messenger RNA, 3246 nt
Organism: Myotis davidii
Lineage: Eukaryota; Metazoa; Chordata; Mammalia; Chiroptera; Vespertilionidae
Gene: OSBPL8
Product: oxysterol binding protein like 8
Exons: 25
Coding region: 216-2966 (916 amino acids)
Cellular component (GO): intracellular membrane-bounded organelle; cytosol; membrane
Molecular function (GO): cholesterol binding
Source: RefSeq, a predicted model, not a curated record
UUCUUGAAGCCAGAUAUUUGAAAUUUACCAUUGUCAUCUCUCUGAGCAACUAUAACUUGUCUUUGUUGUAUAUACAAUUAUAAAGAUGUUAAUUAUUCUUAAAACAGUUUAAGUGUCAGGUGAUGGAAGAAUAUAAAUGAAUACAUUAAAUUUCCAGAUUCACGGGAUGAAUAAACCUUAGUGGAAAGAGAAGCAUAAACCCAUCUUCUUUCACUAUGGAGGCAGGUUUGGCAGAUGGAGAACCUGACCGAAUUUCGAUCUUCCCAUAUUCAGAAGUUGCUGAAGGUGAAGAGACACUUCUUGGUGAUAGCAAAGAUGUCCUUGGCCCACCAACUGUUAUAGCAAACAGUGAAGAAUCUCAACUUCUGACACCAGGAAAGAUGAGUCAGCGCCAAGGGAAAGAAGCUUAUCCAACUCCAACCAAAGACUCGUGUCAGCCAUCUUUUAGUCCUGCAAGCCUUCAUAGUCAGGGUUUUGAAAGAGGAAGGGAAGACAUUUCUCAAAAUAGAGAUGACUCUUCACUUUCUAUGUCAAAGAGCAAGUCUGAAUCUAAACUUUAUAAUGGCUCGGAGAAGGACAGUACAGCUUCAAGCAAGCUCACAAAAAAAGAAUCUCUCAAGGUGCAAAAGAAAAAUUACCGAGAAGAAAAGAAAAGAGCCACAAAGGAGUUACUCAGUUCAAUCACAGAUCCUUCUGUUAUUGUCAUGGCUGAUUGGUUGAAGAUACGUGGUACUCUGAAGAGCUGGACCAAGUUGUGGUGUGUGUUGAAACCUGGGGUGCUACUGAUCUAUAAAACCCAAAAAAAUGGUCAAUGGGUAGGAACAGUCCUUCUGAAUGCUUGUGAAAUCAUUGAGCGUCCAUCAAAAAAGGAUGGCUUUUGUUUCAAACUUUUUCAUCCUUUGGAGCAAUCUAUUUGGGCAGUGAAGGGUCCAAAAGGUGAAGCAGUUGGAUCCAUAACUCAGCCUUUACCUAGCAGUUACUUGAUCAUCCGAGCUACUUCAGAGUCAGAUGGAAGGUGCUGGAUGGAUGCUUUGGAGUUGGCUUUGAAAUGUUCUAGUCUUCUUAAACGUACAAUGAUCAGGGAAGGGAAGGAACAUGACCUGAGCAUUUCAUCAGAGAGCACACAUGUGACUUUGUAUGGCUUAUUACGUGCUAACAAUCUUCACAGUGGUGACAACUUCCAGUUAAAUGAUAGUGAAAUUGAACGACAGCAUUUUAAGGACCAAGAUAUGUAUUCUGAUAAAUCUGAUAAAGAAAAUGAUCAAGAGCAUGAUGAGUCUGACAAUGAGGUGAUAGGGAAAAGUGAAGACAGUGACACAGAUACAUCAGAGAGGCAAGAUGACUCAUACAUCGAACCUGAGCCUAUCGAGCCUCUAAAGGAGACCACCUACACUGAACAGAGCCAUGAGGAACUCGGAGAGGCAGGUGAGGCUUCACAAACAGAAACUGUGUCUGAAGAAAACAAAAGCCUUAUCUGGACAUUGCUGAAACAAGUCCGUCCUGGUAUGGACCUGUCCAGGGUGGUUCUGCCUACAUUUAUUUUGGAACCUCGUUCUUUCCUGGAUAAACUUUCAGAUUAUUACUAUCAUGCAGAUUUUCUGUCUGAGGCUGCUCUUGAAGAAAAUCCUUAUUUCCGUUUGAAGAAAGUAGUGAAAUGGUAUUUGUCAGGAUUCUAUAAAAAGCCAAAGGGACUGAAGAAACCUUAUAAUCCUAUACUUGGUGAGACUUUUCGUUGUCUGUGGAUUCACCCCAGAACAAACAGCAAAACUUUUUAUAUUGCUGAACAGGUGUCCCAUCACCCACCAAUAUCUGCCUUUUAUGUUAGUAACCGAAAGGACGGAUUUUGCAUUAGUGGCAGUAUCCUGGCUAAGUCCAAGUUCUAUGGAAACUCAUUAUCUGCAAUAUUAGAUGGAGAAGCACGAUUAACUUUCUUGAAUAGAGGUGAAGAUUAUGUAAUGACAAUGCCAUAUGCUCAUUGUAAAGGAAUUCUUUAUGGCACAAUGACACUGGAGCUUGGUGGAACAGUCAAUAUUACAUGUCAGAAAACUGGAUACAGUGCAAUACUUGAAUUUAAACUAAAGGUUAGUAUUGUGCUCAAAUGUUUAAUGCUUAGAAAGGCUCUUUCAGGUUUUUCUACAUAUGUUGAAAGUAUAAAUAGCCAUGUCCUUGUAGCUGUAGCAAACACUGUGAUCCACUGUGGCAAUUCGGAGAUGGAUAGUGAAGUUUUUAUUAAUGACAAAAAGACUGAUAAUUCAGAGGUUUUCUGGAAUCCAACACCAGACAUUAAGCAAUGGAGAUUAAUAAGGCACACUGUAAAAUUUGAAGAGCAGGGAGACUUUGAAUCAGAAAAACUUUGGCAGCAAGUAACUCGAGCCAUAAAUGCAAAAGACCAAACAGAAGCUACUCAAGAGAAGUAUGUUUUAGAGGAAGCUCAAAGACAAUCUGCCAGAGAUCGGAAAACAAAAAAUGAAGAGUGGACUUGCAAGUUAUUUGAACUUGAGCCACUCACAGGAGAAUGGCAUUACAAGUUUGCAGAUACUCGACCAUGGGACCCACUUAAUGAUAUGGUACAGUUCGAAAAAGAUGGUGUUAUCCAGACCAAAGUGAAACAUCGCACUCCAAUGGUUAGUGUCCCGAAAAUGAAACAUAAGCCAACCAGACAACAGAAAAAAGUGGCAAAAGGCUAUUCAUCUCCAGAACCUGAUAUCCAGGACUCAUCUGGAAGUGAAGCUCAACCAGUAAAACCAAGUACAAGAAGAAAGAAAGGAAUAGACUUGGGAGACAUUCAGAAUUCCAUUGAAUCCAUAAAACAAGCACAGGAAGAAAUUAAAAGAAAUAUUACGGCUCUUCGAAAUCAUUUAGUUUCAAGCGCACCUGCCACGGAUUAUUUUUUGCAACAAAAAGACUACUUCAUCAUUUUCCUCCUGAUUUUGCUUCAAGUUGUAAUAAACUUCAUGUUUAAAUAGUUCUUUACAGUAAACUAUUCAGUGAACUGGAAUGAUCAGAUUCGGCCUGGGAUCAAUGUUCAAGUUGGUUCAGUUUUAUUAAAACAUCACUAUAUUUCUGAAACAAUACCUUAGAGAUAAAUGCAGAGGUGUUGAUCUUUCAUACCUUUUAUCUUUAACCUGAAACAAGAGCUAUUCUGUUUAGUUAUUAAAGUGAGCUAUGUGUUACGUGCCAGAACAUUUCUAGUUUUUGUGAGAAUGUGUCUACAUGUGAGUAUAAUAAAUCCACAUGUAUACACAA